AUGUGUGACACAGGAGAAGGACUAUUCAUCUUUCAGACCAGAGAUGGGGAAGCAAUCUAUCAGAAGGUUCAUUCGGCUGCUUUAGCCAUAGCAGAACAACAUGAGCGCUUGUUGCAGAGUGUGAAAAAUUCCAUGCUGCUUGAGUUACAACUCCCCUCAGGGGAAGCAGUGCUAGCCCAGGACCAGGGCAGCACCAAGCUUCAGAUGAAAAUGAGUGAGCGAGCCGUGUCCCUCAGCACCAUGGUGCCCUUACCCCGCAGCGCCUACUGGCAGCACAUCACACGACAGCACAGCACUGGCAAGCUCUAUGGUCUGAAAGAUGUUUCUAGCCCAGUGAAGCUUCAUCGCACGGACACUUUUCCAACCUACAGGUCAGACCAUCGAUAA
Messenger RNA from Nestor notabilis (Kea), 387 nucleotides. It is a transcript of the gene DOK5, whose product is annotated as docking protein 5. The coding region runs from base 1 to 387 and encodes 128 amino acids. The transcript is spliced from 4 exons. Gene Ontology annotation, biological process: cell surface receptor protein tyrosine kinase signaling pathway; positive regulation of MAPK cascade. Gene Ontology annotation, cellular component: cytoplasm. Lineage: Eukaryota; Metazoa; Chordata; Aves; Psittaciformes; Psittacidae. The record is from RefSeq and is a predicted model, not a curated record.